Microthlaspi erraticum is the source of this 1194-nucleotide messenger RNA. The record is from the annotation of a GenBank genome assembly. Lineage: Eukaryota; Viridiplantae; Streptophyta; Magnoliopsida; Brassicales; Brassicaceae.
AUGGAUAUCAACUGGAAUUUCAACAGCUUAGGGACUGAUGCACCGGGAGCUAUGAACAGACAACUGGAAAGUACUCCUUUGAGCCAACAAGGAUCAAUCUACUCAAUGACACUUGACCAGAUCCAGGACAACUUAGGGAGAGAUUGUGGGCAAAUGAACAUGGAAGAGUUCUUUAAGAGUAUAUGUAAUACUGAAGAAACACAAGGCAUGGUUUCAACUAAUGGCAUGGGACUACAGAGACAAGGGUCAAUUGCUCUGCCUCGAUUGCUAAGCCAGAAAACUGUUGAUGAAGUUUGGAAAUAUGUCACAGAGGAAGGUGUACACACCAACAAUUAUGGAGGAGGAACAAACACUCCUCAUCUUCAGAAGCAACCAACUUUAGGGGAAGUCACUCUUGAAGAGUUUCUACUCCGCGCUGGCGCCACAGGAGAUAGCAGCAAUGCUGGCUACAUUCAUGACCCAAACACAAGUUUGAAUGGUGAGUUUCAGCAGCGGCCAAUGGUUUCCGAUGUGUUGAACAAUGGUGUUCCAAGGAGUAUGAAUCAUGGUUCUAAUUUGCAUCCAAGUGUGAAUGGCUCUAUGCCAACAUAUCAGCCUCAGCAACAACAGCCACAACAAAAUCAGUUGCUGCCGCAACAACCAUAUGGUUAUGGUUACGGUUAUGGUCAAGGGAUACAAACCGGUUUUACGAGUGGUCAGGUUAGUAGUAAUGGAAUAGAGGGUUUCAUGGGAAUUGGAAACCAAAGUCACCAAGAAAAGAACAUGACAAUCCCUAGUGGAGGCAUGAGUGUAGGAACAUGUUCACCAGUUACGCAAUUUCCGGUAUUAGAUGGCAUUAGGAUGACUAAUUUCGGUACUUCCUUAGCCGCACCAUCUCCAUACAUUUGUAGUGGUGGUAGUAGUGUAAUGGGUAUGAUGAAUAAUUAUGGCAUAACCGUGGCGAGGAGAGGCAUUGACAAAGUGCAAAUGAGAAAGAUCAAGAACCGAGAAUCAGCAACAAGAUCGCGGGCUCGAAAGCAGGCUCAAGUUAUGGAGCUUGAAGCUGAAGUUGAAAAGUUAAAGAAAGAGAAUAUAGAUCUACUAAGGAAACAGGCGGAGAUGUCGAAAAUGCAAACCAAACUGGUGAAGGGGAUGGUUAACCUUCAAGGACGAUCCCAGACAAAGCUGAGGAGAACGAAAUCGGACAUCCAGUGA